This is a messenger RNA of Haliotis rubra (blacklip abalone), 1734 nucleotides long. RefSeq names its product putative polypeptide N-acetylgalactosaminyltransferase 9. The record is from RefSeq and is a predicted model, not a curated record. The coding region runs from base 1 to 1734 and encodes 577 amino acids. Gene Ontology annotation, cellular component: Golgi apparatus. NCBI's taxonomy places the organism in Eukaryota, Metazoa, Mollusca, Gastropoda, Lepetellida, Haliotidae. The transcript has 11 exons.
AUGAAGAUACGGAAGUGUGACAUGCUGCUGCUGCAGUUCCUCCGACCACGUCGACUGAUGCGACUGCUGAUGUUCCUGUGUGGUCUGUUUGUCGGGACCAUGUACCUGACGGCGUCCCCUGCCCCACGGACCCACAAAAGGCCAACUCCGAGGCCUGGACUGAGAAUGGGGGACAGAGUGAGGUCGUCAAGCAAUGACGUGUUUGACCAACACAUGGGCGGCCAAGAAUGGAGCUCAAAGAAUUUUGGAAACUGGUCUAAUGAUCUAGAUGACAUCACGUAUCCACCAUUUGUUGCCAAGACUCCACCUCAUGGAAGAGGUGAGUAUGGCCGCCCAGUGACCGUCUUCCCAAACCACCUUUCAGCUGAAGCUAAGCAGAUGUUUGAUGAAGGCUACAAGAAACACAGCUUUAACCAGUUUGUUAGUGACAUCGUUUCCGUGACCCGUCGACUUCCGGAUCCAGGCCCACCGCAGUGUCGGUCACUGAGUCAUCAGAGCAGGCACAAGGCGAGUGUCAUCUUGUGUUUCCACAACGAGGCGUGGUCUACCCUGCUGCGCUCCGUGCACAGUAUCAUCAACCGUUCACCACCACACCUACUCCAGGAGAUUAUCCUCGUUGACGACGCCUCGGACCAAGAAUAUCUUGGUGCAGCCCUGGAGAAGUACAUGUCAGCGCUGGGCAUAGUGAAGAUACUUCGGACAGGUCAGCGGGAGGGGUUGAUAAGAGCAAGGUUGUUGGGCUACAAACACGCCACCGCCCCCGUCCUGGUCUUCCUCGACUCACACAUCGAAUGUUUCCCAGGUUGGCUUGAACCCCUGCUGGAUCGGAUUGCUGAGAACCCUUAUGCCGUUCCUUAUCCAACGAUAGAGUCUAUCAAGUCCGACACAUUGUCAGUCAAGCCCCGUGCUCCACUCAGCGUUGGGACAUUCUCCUGGUCAAAUCUCAUCUUCAGAUGGAUUGGGAUCCAUGAACUCCGUACCAAACCGUCCCGUUCUCCGACAGCACCCAUCAAAUCUGCCACAAUGCCUGGUGGGUUGUUUGCGAUAUCCCGGGACUAUUUUACACUGCUGGGGGCCUACGACCCAGGACUGGACUACUGGGGCGGAGAGAACAUCGAGCUGUCCUUCAAGGCGUGGAUGUGUAACGGCAGCGUGGAGCUGCUGCCCUGCUCACAUGUAGGUCACAUCUUCCGCCAUAACAACCCGAUCCACUGGCCCAUCCCUGGCAGUGUGAGGAGGAACGCUGCACGAGUGGCCGAGGUGUGGAUGGAUGACUAUAAGAAGUUCUUCUACGAGACUACUGGAUCUGACAAGGUUGUUGUUGGAGAUAUCUCGGAAAGACAAGAACUACGUCGGAGUCUACACUGCCACGACUUUGAAUGGUACUUGAAGAACGUGCUCCCGGAGCUACUAGUGCCCACAGACUGUCUGACUGUAGGAGAGAUUCGGAACGCUGCCUACAAUAACUGUUUAGACUCGAUGGGGCGACAGUCCAAGGUGCCGAGCAUGUACACGUGCCAAGGCGAGGGAUACAACCAGUUUUGGUGCAUGCAGGGCAAUGGCCAGAUCUGGAACUACCACCAACACCUGUACGUCAAGGACGGGAAUGUCUCCCUGAACCUGCGGCACGGAAUAAGCUGGACAUACACUCAGGCAGGCAAGAAGACCCUCGCCGUACUACCCUGUUCUGGGCACAGGUCCCAGGUGUGGACGCUCACGCCACGCCCUUCAUAG